CGACGCCGAACGUCAACAAACUAAAAUGGAAGCAAUAAGUGAGGGGUUGCGCUCUCCCAACAAGGUGUUUUUACUUGAAAAUAUGUUUCAGAUCAAGUGGAAGGGCUGCGACGAUUCCGGAAACUCCUGGGAACCGGAGGAACAUCUCAACUGCCAGGAUCUUCUGGAAAAAUUUGCGCGCGAGGAAGGCGAGAAGUGGGCCAGCAGCCAGGGCAAGCGAUCUUCGACGGACUCUUUCUCAAACAUGGAUCGGGCCGGAGAAGAUGUUGAGAAAGCGCCACCGAAACUGUAGAGUCUGCCAAGA
Culex pipiens pallens (northern house mosquito) is the source of this 304-nucleotide messenger RNA. Its product is annotated as heterochromatin protein 1-like. The transcript is spliced from 2 exons. NCBI's taxonomy places the organism in Eukaryota, Metazoa, Arthropoda, Insecta, Diptera, Culicidae. The coding region runs from base 26 to 292 and encodes 88 amino acids. The record is from RefSeq and is a predicted model, not a curated record.